Messenger RNA from Contarinia nasturtii (swede midge), 2696 nucleotides. Its product is annotated as glucose-6-phosphate 1-epimerase. Gene Ontology annotation, biological process: carbohydrate metabolic process. The transcript has 9 exons. Lineage: Eukaryota; Metazoa; Arthropoda; Insecta; Diptera; Cecidomyiidae. Bases 443 to 1312 code for a protein of 289 amino acids. Gene Ontology annotation, molecular function: carbohydrate binding; isomerase activity. The record is from RefSeq and is a predicted model, not a curated record.
CAGAACGGAACGUAAAGUGAAACAAAUCGCAUAAGCACAGUUCAAAAACGCCAGUCACCCAAUGCAGACGUCUUUUUUCGUCGAACCAACAUUCAAUCGGCUGCCCUCAAAUUAACUAGCAAAUAUUGAAAAUUUGGUGUUUUUGAUUCAAAUUACUUCGAAACUUACGAAAAGUUUAAUUUAAAUUAUAGUUGAUCAUUGGUCAUAAACAAUUAAAUAAAUUUGUUUUUUCAAAAAGUUUGUUAAACAUUUGAUUCAGUUAAAAAUACGGUUGAUUUUUUGUUUGAUUUGUAUCAGCCAGCGGUCUGGUUGUCGUCGUUAGUUCGAACGUUUUUUCCUCUCUAAAUUAUACAUUUAAGUGGAAAUUGAAAUUCUAAUAGCGAAUAUUUUUUUAUACAUAUAUACAAGUGAACGCACAAUAACGACUAACUAAGCAGAGACAAUGGCAGCGGCUACCAGUGUAGUGGUAUUAGAUCGUGGCAAUAAUACAACCUGUACUGUAAAUUUGCACGGAGCCACGGUUGUUUCAUGGCGUGUCAAUAACCAAGAACAAUUAUUCGUGAGCAAAUUAGCUGUUUUUGAUGGUAAAAAAGCAAUUCGUGGCGGGAUUCCGUUUGUUUUUCCACAAUUUGGACCGAGCAGUUUUGGGCCACAACAUGGAUUUGCACGCAUCUCUCGAUGGACGUUGGAACGAGCACCCGAAAGACUUCACAAUGGUGAUAUUGAAGCGCUUUUUUCACUCAUGGACAGCGAAUUCACAAGGUCAAUGUGGAAUUUUCCAUUUAGAAUAACUUAUCGAUUAAUUUUGCGUGAAAAAGAAUUACAUUUCCACAUUGGUGUGUUCAAUCCAAGCAAAGAUGUUACAUUUUCGUUCAAUUUGUUAUUGCACACAUAUUUGAAAGUGCCAGAUGUUCGUCGAUGCCAAAUUACCGGUUUGCAUGGAUGCACAUUCAUUGAUAAGACUCGUGAUGGUCCAAUUUAUCAAGAAGGCAGAGAUGUUGUCACAGUCAAUGAAUGGACUGAUCGAAUUUAUCAGCACACACCGCAAGAGCAUAUUAUCACAAAUGUUGUAUCAGGCAGAAAAAUGAAGUUGCAGAAAUACAAUUUCCCCGACACAGUUGUGUGGAAUCCAUGGUCGGAUCAGGCACGUGAAAUCGGUGAUUUGGGUGAUGAUGAAUAUCCAAAUAUGCUUUGUGUUGAAGCUGGUCAUGUAUCGACUCCAGUAAUUCUAUUACCAGGCACUGCUUUUGAAGCGAGUCAAAUUCUUCAGCUGGCAAAUUUAAUCAAACACAAAAAAACCAAACACAGGUAAUGUGAGUAGAAGCUAUUGGGACGGCAUCAUCGGCGCGGAAACGUAAUAAAAAGAAUAAAAAACUUCUAUCAGCGUUAGCCGUGGCGGCGGCUGCUGCAGCAGCAGCUGGCGUGUCAUCCCAAUCAUCAACACAACCAUCGCAAUCAAAUUCAACGGCGUCCAGCCAAAACAUUGAACAAAGCACAAUGGCAUCAACGGUAAAUGCAUCGACAAGCGGUUCGUCGGGAGCAACACCAAAUUCACCACCUCCACCACCACUAUCGCUAUGGCAAAUGCCAAACAUUUUUUGGAACAAUUUCCCAAAAAAGAAUACCAACUGUGUCGAUCCAUGUCAACAGCAAUCAUCAACCAAUCGAAUGUAAAUGAUGCCACACAUUUAUAUACACACACACGUACACAUACCGCGCACACGCUCAAACUACAAAUUACAACUAUUCCAUUAGAAAUUAUGAUGCAUUUCCAAUUCUAAUUAAAAACGAAACUAUAAAUUGAAGUCAAAAUUUUGUGGCUUCCGUUCUAUUGAAGUGUUAGUUGUGGAUUCAUUCCAAUAGAGUUAAUCACAAUCUGAUCGAUUCAGAUUCAUUAUUUUGGUGCUUAUUAAAAAAAAAACAUGUAAUAAUUUGAGAAUCGGUGAUUGACUUGAUUAAAUAUGUAAAUAUUAUGUCUCUUGAGAUGAAUGUCUAAUGCACAAAUACUGGCUACAUUUUAUAUUUCUUAUUAUUAUUAUUAGUUUUUAUCUCGUCGAAGAUAUCAAACAAAUACACUUUAUAAUUGUAUACGAAAUAUAUAAUUGUAAAAUAGAUACAGAAACAGAUAGAUGUAAACGUAAUGAAUAAAUAAUUUCAAUUUAAUAGUUAUAUUUAGUUGAUUUUCAUAGAAAUACUUGAUUAGAUGAUUAUUUUAUGUAAAGAAAACCAACAACAACAACAAUUGAAUGCAAUGGAUUCCAUAAUUUAUGUCCCUUGGUUGUGAUAUAUAAACUAUUUAAACAUUUUCUUUGUCAUUUAACGUAUGUGGCUGAUGCGAUUCAACAUGAUAGCCCGCAUUUGUUUGAAUUUUGUGUUCUGGAAUUAACGGUGCCGAUAUUAGAUUGAAAACAAUUUUCAUUCGAAUUUUUACACCUUUUGCAUUACACCUUCAACGGAAUCGCGAUUGUUUAUCGUAAACAUUCAUAAAAAAAUAAAAUAAUAUGAUACCUUUAGAUAAUACGAGGAGUCAACUAUGAUAUAAUAGCAUGUAAAAAAAAGAGUAUAAUCUAAUUCUACUUGGAAUAUGGAUAUAUUUGCCACAUUCUCAAAAUAUCUCUUGUAUACGAAUUAAUUGUAAUUGUAAUUAUCAUCAACGGAUCGAAAAUAAACACUUAUAUACAUACUAUUAUAAUGUU